Messenger RNA from Tinamus guttatus (white-throated tinamou), 687 nucleotides. NCBI's taxonomy places the organism in Eukaryota, Metazoa, Chordata, Aves, Tinamiformes, Tinamidae. The record is from RefSeq and is a predicted model, not a curated record.
UACUAACGCCCCUGGCCCCUGCAGCCCCUCCAAGAAGAAGAUGCAGUGCAUUUCCAACAUCUCCAUCACGGUCAUGUACCUCAUGUACUUCCUGGCUGCGCUCUUCGGCUACCUCACUUUCUACGGGCGCGUGGAGUCGGAGCUGCUGCACACCUACAACAAGGUGGACCCCUUUGAUGUGCUGGUCCUGUGUGUGCGGGUGGCCGUGCUGACAGCCGUGACGCUCACUGUUCCCAUCGUGCUCUUCCCGGUGCGCCGGGCUAUUCAGCAGAUGCUGUUCCAAGGCAAGGACUUCAGCUGGAUCCGUCACAUCAUCAUCGCUGUGGUCCUGCUGACUUUCAUCAACCUGCUGGUCAUCUUUGCCCCCUCCAUCCUUGGCAUUUUCGGCUUGAUCGGUGCCACGUCUGCUCCCUGUCUCAUCUUCAUCUUCCCCGCCAUCUUCUACAUACGCAUCAUGCCCAAGGACAAGGAGCCUCUACGCUCCCCGCCCAAGAUCCUGGCAGCCUGCUUCGCCCUCCUCGGGGUGAUCUUCAUGAUCAUGAGCUUGAGCUUCAUCAUCAUCGACUGGGUCACAGGCGGGGGCAGAGCCCCUAGCUGCCCCUGGGGACCCAGACCAGGCGGCCCCACUGCACCGGUGCCCUGGGGCCGCCAGCCCGGGGGCCGGCCUCCGACCCCACUGCUUGGACC